Mangifera indica (mango) is the source of this 1040-nucleotide messenger RNA. Its product is annotated as senescence-specific cysteine protease SAG39-like. Gene Ontology annotation, molecular function: cysteine-type endopeptidase activity. The record is from RefSeq and is a predicted model, not a curated record. The transcript is spliced from 2 exons. The coding region runs from base 1 to 996 and encodes 331 amino acids. Gene Ontology annotation, cellular component: lysosome. NCBI's taxonomy places the organism in Eukaryota, Viridiplantae, Streptophyta, Magnoliopsida, Sapindales, Anacardiaceae.
AUGUUUUUGCGUAAAAUUUUAAAUAUUACAUUUCUUCUUUCUACUAUAAACAACACAAUUCGUCGCUUCCAAGCUCUGCCUAAUUGUCGUGAUAUAACAUUUAGAUUCUAUGAGCGUGUGUACAAGGGCAGUGUAGAGAAGGCAAUGCCGUUUAACAUUUUCAAGCAAAAUUUGGAAUAUAUUGAAUCUGUGAACAGCGAAGGGCCACCUUACAAGUUAGGUCUUAACGCAUUUGCAGACCUCACCAAUGAGGAAUUUCGAGCCUCUAAGAAUGGUUAUAAAAGAAGCUUAAUCUCUUCUGGCACAAAAUCAUUUAGGUACGAAAAUGUGACUGCUGUGCCGUCAACCAUGGAUUGGAGAAAGAAAGGAGCAGUCACACCAGUCAAGGACCAAGGCCAAUGUGGAUGCUGCUGGGCUUUUUCUGCGGUGGCAGCCAUGGAAGGAAUUAACCAGCUCACAACAGGGAAGUUGACAUCUCUGUCAGAGCAAGAGCUGGUUGACUGUGAUGUAAAUGGUGAAGACCAAGGCUGUGCGGGAGGUCUCAUGGAUAGUGCCUUCGAAUUCAUUAUAAAAAACAAAGGUCUCGCCACUGAAGCCAAGUACCCCUACCGGGGAGUUGAUGGAACUUGCAGAAAAAGCAAAGCAUCUCUUUCUGCAGCAACGAUCACUGGUUAUGAAGAUGUCACCACCAACAGUGAGGUAGAUCUCCUGAAGGCGGUGGCAAAGCAGCCAGUGUCUGUUGCCAUUGAUGCUGGUGGCUCAGACUUCCAACUGUACUCAAGUGGAGUCUUCACAGGCCAGUGUGGAACCCAGCUAGACCGUGGUGUCACUGCAGUUGGCUAUAGAACUGCCGAUGAUGGCCCCAAAUAUUGGCUUGUGAAGAAUUCAUGGGGCACCAGCUGGGGAGAAAGCGGCUACAUCAGGAUGCAAAGAGAUGCGGAUGCUCCGGAAGGUCUCUGUGGCAUUGCCAUGGAAGCAUCUUACCCAACUGCUUAAUUCAUUAAUAGCACUUGGAGAAUUAUGUAUCGUCAUCAUCAUCA